AUGUCGGCCUCUCCUGCCUCCGUUUGCCCAAAGUGCGAGCCGCUAGUCGCCUCAGCGCUCGCCGCAGAGCUUGCGCGCGAGGGCGCCGCGGCGCGAGUCGAGCUCGAGAAGCAGCGGGAGCGGGUCGCCGAGCUCGAGGCGGAACUGCGCUCGCUGCGUCUUGAGCUUGCCGUGCGGAGCUCGAGCGGGCCGCCCACGCUGCUCUCUGUGCCUUCGGCCUCGGGCUCCGACAUCUCCGCUCCUUAUUCGUACACGCGCAGCCCGGCAGCGACCGUGCUGCAGGCGCACCUCCGCGGGUGGCGGCAGCGCUCGCGGUAUGCGGCGGCGCGUCAAGUCUUUGCGGUCGUGACGGGCACGUCGAGCCUCGGCGCGGCUGGCGCGUGGCGCGACGUGCCGACCUACACCAUCACCGUCAUCCGCGCGGGCUGCUGCUGGCAGCGCGCGGCGCCAGCCUUUGCGGAGGCAGCCGCGGUGUACGACCGCUCGACGGGCACCACCGCGCAGUCGCACACCCAAGGCGUGGUCACGCCGUCGCCGGUCAGCAGCCCUGUCACGGUCAGCUCCACGACCACUAGCCUCGGCACAGGGCGCGCGAGUGGGCUGCCGUGGCAGAGGCAGCCAGGGAGAACGGAGUCGGAGAGCUCGCGAGCCGGUGUGUAG
Molecule: messenger RNA, 660 nt
Organism: Emiliania huxleyi CCMP1516
Lineage: Eukaryota; Haptophyta; Isochrysidales; Noelaerhabdaceae
Exons: 3
Coding region: 1-660 (219 amino acids)
Molecular function (GO): protein binding
Source: RefSeq, a predicted model, not a curated record